This is a messenger RNA of Dimorphilus gyrociliatus, 1151 nucleotides long. The record is from the annotation of a GenBank genome assembly. Lineage: Eukaryota; Metazoa; Annelida; Polychaeta; Dinophilidae.
UUGUUACAUUACUCCUAGUCUAUCCAAUAAAAUGGGAUGAGACAAACUUAAAUUCUAAAUAUAGUAGGCCUACAUGUUGAUAAAAAUAACUGUAUAGGAACAUGUGUUCGACUUUUGGAAUGUCAUUGAAACAUCUGCAAAAUCUAUGCUUUACUGGAAAAUCCAUAAUGGCGUCGAUUUCAAAAUAUAGUACAAAGGCCAUGAGAACCGAACAAUUACUCCUUUCAGUAGGAACGAAGGGAAAUGUUUUCUACGAGAAAGACGAUAAUACAGGAAUCGCAAAAAUUACUUUGUCAAAUCCUGAAAUUCGUAACGCUUUAAGCGGUAGUAUGAUGAUUGAAUUAAAAGAAAUAGUUCGUGAUUUGGAAGAGUGGAAAGAGGGUCGAAUUUGCAUUCUACAGGGCGAAGGAGGGAAUUUCUGUUCUGGAGGAGACCUGAAUCUGAUAAAAAAGCUAGCUGACUAUGAAGAUGGUGGAGAACGAAUGUGUGCCUAUAUGCAUGACGUAGUCAGAAGAAUGAGGAAACUUCCGCUACUAUCGAUUGCUUAUAUCAAUGGUUUGGCGCUUGGGGGCGGAGCCGAAUUGACCUUGGCGUGUGAUUUAAGAGUAGCUUCGGACAGAGCAAAAAUUGGUUUUGUUCAAGGAGUUAUGGGAUUGACACCUGGCUGGGGAGCAGCCGAUCGUUUAAUACAAGUCUUAGGUUAUCAGAGAUCCUUGGAAGUAUUGUUGGCGGCGCGUAUAUUGGAAACCGAUAGGGCGUUAGGGUUAAAACUAAUCGAUCACGUAGCCACCACCGACGACGAGUUUCAAGAAUAUCUAAAACAAUACCUAGACAAUAGAAUAAACGUCCAAGUGUUUAGGGAAAUGAAGACUUUAUUGUAUAAUUUAAACGAACAAACUCUUAAUUAUCAGCUGCAAAGAGAAUCGUUUAAGAAUGUUUGGGGUGGUGAAGCGUUAAUGAAAGCAAUAGCAACUAGACCAAAACAUAAGUAAUUUAUUAUAAAAUAAUAUGUCUCCAUUUCGUCUUAAUUUUCAAGAUUUUCUAUAUUAAAAUAAAUAAUACUGACGUUCGUUCAGUUAAUUAUUCACCUAUUAGAAAACUAAAUUAGGUUUCUUUUUCUACUUUUUCAUAAGAAUUCAAUUACAUUUAGA